Messenger RNA from Cordyceps fumosorosea ARSEF 2679, 891 nucleotides. RefSeq names its product N-acetyltransferase. The record is from RefSeq and is a predicted model, not a curated record. NCBI's taxonomy places the organism in Eukaryota, Fungi, Ascomycota, Sordariomycetes, Hypocreales, Cordycipitaceae. Bases 1 to 891 code for a protein of 296 amino acids. Gene Ontology annotation, molecular function: acetyltransferase activity. The transcript has 3 exons.
AUGACCAUCGACCAGACUCAUCCCGACCUCCGCAUCGAGCCCGGCACCAUCCAAUCCAACAUUGCCACCCUCAAGUCUAUCGUCAAGGCCCACCUCAGCAGCAUCCCCUACGAGAACCUUAGCCUGCACUACCAGCUCCCCGACGACGGCGCCGGCGGCCGCGAGCAGCCCGUCUGCUCCAUCCGCCUCCCAGCCACCUGCGACAAGAUGGCCACCAGCCUGCGUGGCGGCUACUGCCUGGAGCUCAACGCGCUGCUCGCGCAGGCGCUGCGCGCCGUCGGCUUUGCUGUCGAGACGGCGCAGGCCCGCGUCGUCUUUGACCCCGCCACCCGCGCCGAGCACCAGCAGCAGCAUGACCUUGUCAACAUCUGGCCGACGCACAUUUUGCUCCUAGUCACCACGGCCGGCGGACGGUGUCUCGUCGACGUUGGCUCGGCCAAGUACUCGCUCGCGGAGCCACUGCCGCUGGACCAGCCCUCCGCCGUGGCACGCGGCAUCUUGGGCAAGGCCCUCCGCCUGCGGUCCACGACGGACACCCCAGACAACGGAACGCCCCAGGGCUACUACCUGCAAGUCUCCGUCCCCAGGGAGCGCUGGCGAGACCACCUCCUCUUCCAGGACGAGCCCGCCGGGCGCGCCGCCGAGGACCUCAUCCAUGCCUGGAUGGCCCGGGGCCCCGCGCCCCGUGUCGCCGCCGCCGGUAGUACCGAUGCCGAGGGGGAUGGGUACGUUUUCCUCGAAGGCGAGGGGAGGACGACGACGGUGACGAGGCGGAGGCUGGACGGUCCGACGGGGGUGGCGGGCGCAAUGGCAGUCUACUUCGGCAUUCUGCCGACGUACAUGGAGAGCCCGCGUGUGCGCGUCGAGGCCAGGCCGGAGAAUGCAUGGUAG